This is a messenger RNA of Boeremia exigua, 1461 nucleotides long. RefSeq lists its product as uncharacterized. Gene Ontology annotation, biological process: regulation of DNA-templated transcription. Lineage: Eukaryota; Fungi; Ascomycota; Dothideomycetes; Pleosporales; Didymellaceae. The record is from RefSeq and is a predicted model, not a curated record. Bases 100 to 1326 code for a protein of 408 amino acids. The transcript has a single exon. Gene Ontology annotation, molecular function: DNA-binding transcription factor activity, RNA polymerase II-specific; zinc ion binding.
ACCUGUUCCAGCAGAUUCUAGUCGUAAGAAGGUAACUACUUGAGCUCUCUCGGAUCCAUUCGGUGAAGAACUCAUGUGGAAUUCGGAUACUAUUCUGCAAUGCUGUCAGCACCGCGAAAACAACAUCGAAAGGUCCGAACUGGUUGUCGGACAUGCAAGCUUCGGCGCGUCAAAUGCGACGAAACUUUCCCAGUAUGCCGGAAAUGCUCGAAAUUGGGUCAAAUAUGCGACGGGUAUGGGGUUUGGGGCGGUGGAGGUGCUAUUGAAGGCGCAGCCAACGGAGAUACGAAGCAUUCGACACCGUUAGCUACUCGACUCGCCCAUACGACGAUAGCGAACACUAUUCAUCGUAGCACAAUAUCGACCUCAGGACUGCGUGUCACAUCCGAAGAGCAAAUCUAUCUUCAAUGGUUCAUACAUGGCACCGCAACAACACCGCCGCGCAUUUUCAAUUCUCCGUUCUGGGACCCCAUGAUCCUGCAAGCUACAGCCAAUGAGCCGAUGAUACUACAAGCACUUCUUGCUUUGAGCGCUGCUCAUAAGAGACAUGUGCUCGAUCCAGAAAAUCGUGCACGGGAUGGACUGCCGCCCGACCCUCUUGAAACUUUCCUCCUGAAACAUUAUGGAAGUGCUCUCAGAGGUCUACAGAGUCAUCUUGAUGGCAAGGAGGAGACCUCGAAAUCCAAGUGGUUCAUUGCAGCCACCAUGUGCUCCAUUUUCGUUCUACUAAACCUCCUACGUGGCCGGUUCCAGGAAGCUUCAGUCCAUCUCAAGACUGGCGCGCACAUUGCGAAGCGACUUAUUCAGGAUCCUGGCGCACCAGGACAAGAUUCAAUACUGACCCAGUUCUUUACUCGACUCCAGUACCAGACCGCGCACUUUUGGUCCAAUUCACGCUUCAAAGCAGUCGAUCAUUUCACCUUCUCUACUGCAGAGCUCCGCUUUGCUUCGCCUACAGAAGCCGGGCAAUACCUGGACGACCUCGUCGAGCAAAUAGCAUAUCUCGCGCAGCAGACAAGGCAGAUGCCCAAGUCUGCGACAGCGUCCGUCGCGAUGCAUCACGAGGUAUGCCAUUAUUUGCUUUCAUGCUUUGAGUCGUGGUGGAGCGCAUGCAACGCAACCACAGCAGAGCUUGGCUUGAAUCUUACACCGACUGACGCGGCUGCGUACGAAGCGCUGCGACUACGAUACAAGGUAUCGAAAGGCAUCGCAGAGGCGUGCAUCGGACCCAAUUAUACUGUCGAAGUCAAAUACCUAGCACAAUCUACAGCAAGAGUUCAGCAGCGCAGGGUUCUGCCUGAAACACUCGAAGGUGGUCAAUCUUAGGAGUUCUCAGAUCACCACCAGCUGUACAAUACGGCAUUGUUCGGUGCAUCGAUAAUGUUCAGUCGGGGGCGAGGCAUUGUUCCUACUCGCAAGUAACGGGAAGGAUCAGGGUCCCGGUACCAAUUGCCAGGAACC